GGGAGCUUGCUGCCUUCCAGGAAGCUUUGCAACGUGCUGGUGAAGGAACCGAAGCGAGGAGACCUGGGGAAGUUAACUUGUCAAAGAGCACAGCGCUGGCGUUGCCUGCGAGCCCCCGUCGCAGCUCUACAGCGCUGCAAACCAGACCGAGCAGGAGGCUGCUCCUUGUCCCAGGGCGCUUACGAUGGACGCACAAACACACGAGAGGGAAGCAGCCGGGGGGUGGACGCAAGGAAACAAUGAGGCAGUGUUAGCUGAAAGGCCGCGGGUUCAGGACACCGUUUGGGGCAUGAUUCUCGGUGACAUCGAGUGAUUUCAUAGGGCUGACUCACUCCGGGGCAGCUGGCACAGACCACGCUCCGUCCCCAAACCGUCCCCUCUGCCACCCUGCGACUGCCCCUGCUUCGGGGCAGGGUUUUCCUUCCCCAGCUGCGGCGUGUGCCAACCACCGGCCCUAUUCAGGGGUCUGUGCUGUAGGAGGUGUUUGACCGGAGCGUGAGCCGGCGGGGGCAGGCUGGGCUCUGCUCUCAGUGCCGGCCAGGUCCAGCCCAAGCAAGAGAAAAUCGAGGAGGAUCUGGGAUGCUGUCUCUUCCCUUUAAAGUGUGGGCAGCAAAAUCUUAUUCAGGCGAGGAUUCAGAGGCCAGGUGGCUUCCCCAGCCCCAGCCCCCAGAGCCACGAAGCAAACACAGAACCGUCCCCGUGUUUGCUCAGGGCCGCUGUCCCCGCUUGCCCGUAGAGACGAGGCCACAGGGGCCAUAACCCGGCCAGAGGCGCAGGAUGGGAGGCGCCGCGGGAUUUGUCUGCACGUCCCUGGCUGUCGUCACCUGCGUGGUUUGGUGCCGAGCCCAGAGUAGCACCAGGACCUACGGGCCCGUGUUUGAGGAGCAGCCUGCCCACACCCUCUUUCCUGAAGGCUCAGCGGAAGAGAAAGUGACGAUGGCUUGUCGAGCAAGAGCCAGUCCUCCUGCAACCUACAGGUGGAAGAUGAACGGCACGGAGCUGAAGAUGGAGCCAGAUUCCCGUUACCGGCUGGUUGCAGGCGACCUGGUGAUAAGCAACCCAGUAAAAGCCAAGGACGCUGGCUCCUACCAGUGCGUGGCGUCGAACUCCAGGGGCACGGUGGUGAGCAGGGAAGCCUCCCUCCGCUUUGGCUUUUUGCAGGAAUUCUCUGCCGAAGAGCGAGACCCCGUGAAGAUUACGGAAGGCUGGGGAGUGAUGUUUGCCUGCAGCCCCCCUCCCCAUUACCCAGGCUUGUCCUACCGAUGGCUUCUGAACGAGUUUCCCAACUUCAUCCCAGCCGACGGAAGGCGUUUCGUCUCUCAGACCACAGGAAACCUUUACAUCGCCAAGACGGAGGCUUCCGACCUGGGGAACUACUCGUGCUUUGCCACCAGCCACAUCGACUUCAUCACCAAGAGCGUUUUCAGCAAGUUCUCCCGGCUCAGCCUGGCUGCAGAGGACGCCAGGCAGUAUGCACCCAGCAUAAAAGCCAGGUUUCCUGCAGACACCUACGCUCUGGCCGGGCAGAUGGUGACUUUGGAGUGCUUUGCCUUUGGAAACCCCGUUCCUCGGAUAAAGUGGAGGAAGCUGGACGGUUCGCAGGCCUCCAAGUGGAUCUCCAGCGAGCCCCUCCUGCAGAUCCAGGACGUUGGCUUUGAGGAUGAAGGCACUUACGAGUGUGAGGCUGAAAACAUCAAAGGGAGGGACACCUACCAGGGCCGCAUCAUCAUUCAAGCUCAGCCGGAGUGGCUGAAGGUGAUCACGGACACAGAAGCCGACAUCGGGUCCGACCUGCGCUGGAGCUGCGCGGCAGCCGGCAAACCCCGGCCGGCGGUGCGCUGGCUGCGGGACGGGCAGCCGCUCACCUCCCAGAACCGCAUCGAAGUGAGCGGUGGAGAGCUGAGAUUUUCCAAGCUAGUCCUGGAGGACUCUGGCAUGUAUCAGUGUGUGGCUGAGAACAAGCAUGGCACAGUAUAUGCAAGUGCUGAAUUAACAGUGCAAGCCUUAGCACCAGAUUUUAGACUAAACCCAGUGAAACGACUGAUACCUGCAGCCCGAAGCGGGAAGGUCAUCAUCCCAUGCCAGCCAAGAGCAGCACCAAAAGCCACUGUGCUCUGGACUAAAGGGACUGAACUUCUGAUCAACAGUAGCAGGGUGACUAUUACCACAGAUGGCACCUUGAUCCUCCAGAACAUAAGCAAAUCUGAUGAGGGGAAAUAUACCUGCUUUGCUGAGAAUUUCAUGGGCAAAGCCAACAGCACAGGAAUCCUCUCCGUUCGAGACGCCACCAAAAUCACGUUGGCACCAUCUAGUGCCGACAUCAACGUCGGUGAGAACCUUACCCUGCAAUGUCACGCGUCCCACGAUCCAACCAUGGACCUAACGUUCACCUGGUCACUGGAUGAUUUUCCCAUUGACUUUGACAAGUCGGAGGGGCACUACCGGCGUGCCAGUGUGAAGGAAGCCGUCGGGGACCUCACCAUCCUCAACACCCAGCUGAAGCACUCGGGGCGGUACACGUGUACAGCCCAGACAGUCGUGGACAGCGCUUCGGAGUCAGCCACGCUGACUGUCAGAGGACCUCCAGGCCCCCCCGGGGGCGUGGUGGUGAGAGACAUCGGUGACACCAGCGUCCAGCUGAGCUGGAGCCGCGGUUUUGACAACCACAGCCCCAUCGCCAGGUACCUGGUUGAGGCCCGGACCCUGCUCUCCAACAAGUGGAAGCAGAUGCGCACCAAUCCUGUAAAUAUUGAAGGCAACGCCGAGACAGCCCAGGUGGUGAACCUCAUCCCUUGGAUGGAUUACGAGUUUCGGGUCCUAGCAAGCAACAUUCUUGGAGUCGGGGAGCCAAGCUUACCCUCCAGUAAAAUCCGUACCAAAGAAGCAGCACCCACUGUGGCACCAUCUGGGCUCGGCGGCGGCGGAGGGGCUCCCAACGAGCUUAUCAUCAACUGGACGCCCACGCUACGGGACUACCAGAACGGGGACGGCUUCGGCUACAUCUUGUCAUUUCGCAAGAAGGGCACCCAGGGGUGGCUCACCGCACGGGUGCCUCACGCAGAGUCUCUGCACUACGUGUACCGCAACGAGAGCAUCGGGCCCUACACCCCCUUCGAAGUGAAGAUCAAAGCAUACAACAGGAAAGGAGAGGGCCCAGAGAGCCUCACUGCCAUCGUGUACUCUGCAGAAGAAGAACCGAAAGUGGCUCCGUUCAGAGUUACGGCCAAGGCUGUUCUGUCCUCAGAAAUGGACGUGUCCUGGGAGCCCGUGGAGCAGGGAGACAUGACCGGCGUGCUUUUGGGCUACGAGAUCCGGUACUGGAAGGAUGGAGACAAGGAGGAGGCAGCUGACAGAGUGCGAACAGCCGGGCUGGUCACAACAGCUCACGUAACUGGCCUAAACCCCAACACGAAAUACCACGUCUCGGUCAGAGCUUACAACCGUGCUGGGACCGGGCCCCCCAGCCCCUCUACCAACGUCACGACCACGAAGCCACCACCAAGGAGGCCACCUGGCAACAUCUCCUGGACUUUUUCGGGGUCUACGGUCAGCAUCAAGUGGGACCCCGUGGUGGCACACGCAGACGAGUCUGCAGUUACGGGGUACAAGAUGCUCUACCGGCAGGAUUCCCACUCCGCUCCCACGCUGUACCUGGCCAGCAAGAGCCGGAUCGACAUCCCGGUCCCUGAAGACUUCACUCACGCCUUUGUGCAGAUCCGGGUGACGGGGCCAGGGGGAGAUGGGGUCCCCGCCGAAGUUCACAUCCUCCGGAACAGUGGGACGAGUAUGAUGGUGGAGGACUCUGUGACGAGGCCGGUGCCGCACGCUGUCAUCGUCACCAACUCGCUCGUAAUGCUGGCCCUGAUCGGCUACCUGGAGCUCUGAUGGUGGCCAGCGCAGCCGAGGACUCCCGGACACGCUUCCUCCCGAGGCAGCGGGGAACUGCUCAAUAUUUGGCUGCUGCAACUUCGUCUGUGUCACAGCAGCUUCACAGAGAAAGGAUUUGACAACGAUGUUUUAAGGGAGGAAGAAAAGAAACGGCUUUUUUUUUCUUUGGAAGAACACAAGAUUUCAUACAAGACAUGGGUCUUUAACCAAGCAAAGUUUUUUUAAAGAACUGAGUAACACAAGGAAUUCUACAUGAAUUCUGACAGCCAACUGCCCCAUACACUGUAUCGAGUAGGUUUUCUGCCUUAUGAAGCCAUGUACUAAAAUAGUCAGACUGCUAAA
Cygnus olor (mute swan) is the source of this 4230-nucleotide messenger RNA. RefSeq names its product contactin 2 (gene CNTN2). Gene Ontology annotation, molecular function: cell-cell adhesion mediator activity. Gene Ontology annotation, biological process: brain development; cell-cell adhesion. The coding region runs from base 778 to 3885 and encodes 1035 amino acids. The transcript has 23 exons. Lineage: Eukaryota; Metazoa; Chordata; Aves; Anseriformes; Anatidae. The record is from RefSeq and is a predicted model, not a curated record.